This is a messenger RNA of Aureobasidium melanogenum CBS 110374, 1275 nucleotides long. Its product is annotated as geranylgeranyl transferas-like protein type i beta subunit. The transcript has 3 exons. The coding region runs from base 1 to 1275 and encodes 424 amino acids. Gene Ontology annotation, molecular function: CAAX-protein geranylgeranyltransferase activity. NCBI's taxonomy places the organism in Eukaryota, Fungi, Ascomycota, Dothideomycetes, Dothideales, Saccotheciaceae. The record is from RefSeq and is a predicted model, not a curated record. Gene Ontology annotation, biological process: protein geranylgeranylation. Gene Ontology annotation, cellular component: CAAX-protein geranylgeranyltransferase complex.
AUGGCAUCCGACCCCUCGCUCGACGUUUCAAAACACACAAAGUACUUCCUGCGCACUCUCAAGACCUUCUUGCCGACCGCAUACCAGAGCAAUGACAGCAACCGCAUGUCCCUCGCCUUCUUCAUCCUCAGCGGACUGGACUUGCUAGGCACACUGCACAAAAACACAACAGAAGAGCAACGGAAAGACUACAUCGACUGGAUUUAUACCAACCAGCACCCCAAGGGCGGCUUCCGCGCUUUCCCUGGCGCAACUUUUGGCGACGCAACCACAGAAGACAAUAUCCACUGGGACCCUGCGAACCUGCCUGCUACCUUCUUCGCCUUGUGUUCGCUACUCAUCUUGGACGAUGAUCUAACCAGGGUCAAGAGGAGAGAAUGUCUACAAUGGCUCACGCGACUCCAAAGACCCGAUGGUAGUUUUGGCGAGACGCUUGUCAAGGGCACCAUCAACGGCGGUACAGACUCGAGGUUCGGAUACUGCGCGACCGGUGUCCGCUACAUCCUGCGAGGAAACCAUCAGGGUGAAGUAGAAGGCUGUCCAGACAUAAACAUCGAAAGCUUCGUAACCUGUAUACGGAGUGCCGAGACGUACGACGGUGGCAUUUCAGAUGCACCCUACCACGAAGCUCACGCCGGCUUCACCUACUGCGCCAUUGGUGCCCUUAGCAAUAUAAACCGCCUUCCAUCGCACGCCCACUCCGCCCUUUCCACUCCUUCGCCAGACGCUUCCCUUACGAACCCCUCGCUCCUGAUAAAAUGGCUGGUCUCGCGCCAGACUGCAACUAUAAGCGAAGAAGACGAGCUAGACACCUACGGCGACGAAACAGACACACCAGAGACCUGCCACGAUGCUCAUACCUUCGUCUACCAAGACAAGUUCGUGAGCAAGCAAGGGAAAAUGAACUAUGAAGGCCGACCGAGUGUCCACUUCAGUCUGGAAUGGACGGGCUUCAAUGGCCGCUGCAACAAGAUCGCCGAUACCUGCUAUGCCUUCUGGGUUCACGGCUCACUAUGCAUACUAAAUCAAUCCCAACUUCCCAACAUAGAAUCUGCUCGCCGCUGGCUCCUGGAGAGGACAGUCCACCCUCAACUCGGCGGAUUCGGCAAAGUCGCUGGCGAUCUGCCGGAUGUCUAUCACUCAUAUCUCGGUCUCGCCACCUUGAGUUUGUUUGGCGAAGAAGAAUUAAAACCUCUGGAUCCAGGGUUGUGUAUUAGUAAAGAGGCUAAAAGUAGACUCGGGGCCAUUUGGAAGCGAUGGGGCAUUGAGCAAUGA